Molecule: messenger RNA, 6842 nt
Organism: Manis javanica (Malayan pangolin)
Lineage: Eukaryota; Metazoa; Chordata; Mammalia; Pholidota; Manidae
Gene: THADA
Product: THADA armadillo repeat containing
Biological process (GO): tRNA methylation
Cellular component (GO): cytosol
Source: RefSeq, a predicted model, not a curated record
CUCCCUUCGCCCCGAUCCGGUAGUCAACAGACCACGCUGCGAGCCACGGAGGCACCACAGAACUAGACCAGCUUCCGGGAUUCAUCCAGACCGCUGCGACUCUUCAGACGCUCACGGGCACGAGGUUUGGCUUCCAGGCACCCUGUCUGCCAGACCCGCGGUAGCACGCGACAACAUCGCUCCACUCCGCCGCUGUUGGAGCCUCAGGCGAUUGAUAGCAAUUCCCUUCGUUUACUAUCGCGAGGCUUUGGAGUGACUACUAUUAGUUUUAUUUAAAAUGGGUGUAAAGAAGAAGAAAGAAAUGCAAGUAAUGGCAUUGACCAUUUGUCAUCAGGACUUUCAAACUUUGAGAGCUUUGGCUGAUAUAGAAGGGAAAAAUCUAGCUUCUUUGCUGCUACAUUGUGUACAACUCACUGAUGGAGUGUCACAAAUCCAUUAUGUUAAACAGAUUGUGCCUUUACUGGAGAAGGCAGAUAAAAAUGGCACGUGUGAUUCUACUAUUCGAAGUUGUUUGGAUAUUUUAGCAGGCAUUUAUCUCUGUUUGAGUCUAAAGAACCCCUUGAAGAAAGUCUUGGCAAGCUCCCUUAAUGGCCUACCUGAAUUUUUUCUAAGUGAGGCUAUACAAAGUUUUACUUCUCGUCUUCAGGAAGAAUUGAAUACUGCUGAUCUAUAUUCUUAUAGGAAAGUAAUUGACAAUAUAUCUUCUUGUAUGGAGAACUUUAACUUGGGUAGAACAAGUGUUACUAAUCUUCUGAAAAAUGUGCUUCAUUUUCUGCAGAAGAGUUUAAUUGAAAUCUCAGAAGAAAAUAGAAAAUUUGCUGGAAACCGUAUUGUUCAAACACAGUUGAUGAACGACUUGUUGGUAGGCACUAGGGUUUCAGUGAUGGUAGUACAGAAAGUACAGUGUUUCCAGAGAAUUCAUUUGAAUAUUUCCAGUUCUCCCAUGUGGCAGAAUAUGUGUGGAUUGCUGGGUAUUUUCACCAAGUUUUUAAGUGAUGAUGACCUCUUACAAACAAUUCAGAGUACAUCUGGAUUAGCUGUUGUUCUUUUUAUCAAGACUAUGUUUCAUCCUCCUGAAAAGAUUCCUGAUUUGAUCAGUAGUAUGCUUCUCCAUUCGGUGGACUGCACCAGCGUCCCUGAGUGGUUUUUGAACUGCUGCAGAAGGCUUUGUGGUGUUGAUGUCCCGCAGCCAGCUCUCUUAUUCCUGUGUCAGGGGACACUCACCAUGUUGGACUGGCAGAACGCGAGGAUGGGUCCAAGUGGGGAGGCCCUGCUCUUGGAUACUGUGCAUGUUCUGUUCACCCUGAGUUCACAGAUCAAGGAAUCAACUCUGGAAAUGUUUCUGUCGAGAAUUUUGGCAUCAUGGACUAAUUCAGCCAUACAUGUCCUUGAGUCAAGUUCCCCAAGCCUAAGGGACAGUCUGAAUGGAAAUUCAAGCAUAGUUAAGAGACUUUUAGAAUAUGUCUAUACCCAUUGGGAGCAUCCUUUGGAUGCUUUGAGACACCAAACCAAAAUCAUAUUCAGAAAUAUUCUCCAAAUGCACCAACUCACUAUUGAAAAUUCAGAUUUAGCCACUGAUCAUUUCAUAGUUGAACUGACUGAGAGUCUUCUGCGACUGGAAUGGCAUAUUAAAGGAAAGUACACAUGCCUUGGUUGUUUAGUAGAUUACGUAGGAGUUGAACAUAUUUUGGCACUAGCUAAAACUAUUCCAUCGCAAAUCUUAGAGGUGAUGGGGGACCAGUCAUUGGUACCUUAUGCAAGUGACCUCUUGGAAACCAUGUUUAAAAAUCAUAAGAGUCAUUUGAAAUCCCAGACUGUUGACAGUGCUUGGAUUGAUGAAUGGCAUGAGACUUGGGUUUCUCCUCUCCUUCUUAUACUGUGUGAAGGAAAUCUGGAUCAAAAAUCGUAUGUGAUUGAUUAUUACUUGCCAAAGUUAUUGAAUUGCAACCCAGAAAGUUUAAGCUACAUGGUAAAGAUUCUUCAGACUUCUGCUGAUGCUAAAACUGGGUCUUACAACAGUAGAGGGGCUCUGGGAGCUUUGAUGGCAUGUCUACGGACAGCUAGAGCUCAUGGACAUCUUCAGUCUGCAGCUGAUGCCUGGGGGAACCUUGUGACCAGUGCAAGAAUAAAGCAAGGCUUAAUUCAUCAGCACUGCCAGGUACGUCUAGAUACAUUAGGUUUGCUUUGUGAAAGUAAUCGAAGCACAGAAAUCAUUUCCCCAGAAGAAAUGCAGUGGAUUCAAUUCUUUAUCACGUACAAUCUUAACAAUCCAUCUCCAGGAGUGCGGCAGCAGAUUUGUUCUCUUCUUAAAAAGUUGUUUUGUAGGAUACAGGAAAGUUCUCAGGUACUUUAUAAGCUGGAGCAAAGUAAAGCCAAAUGUGAACCAGAGAAUGAGUUUACCAAACAGCACCCUUCUGUUUCUUUACAGCAAUAUAAGAAUUUCAUGUCAUCCAUUUGCAACAGUCUUUUUGAAGCAUUGUUUCCUGGUUCUUCCUACCCAACUAGAUUCUCGGCUUUAACCAUUUUAGGCUCAAUGGCUGAGGUUUUUCCUGUCCCAGAAGGUGGAGUUCAAACAGUGUAUCAGCUGAGUCAUGAUAUUGACAUUGGUCGUUUGGAAACAUUGAUAGAAUGUUUUACCAGCACUUUUGAAGAAGUGAAAAUCUUAGCAUUUGAUCUUCUAAUGAAGUUACCAAAGACUAUUGUACAAUUUCUGGAUUCAGAGAAAUUGCAAGGCUUAUUCCAGGCAGCACUGGAGCUCAGCAAAAGCACCAAGCCAUAUGACUGUGUAACAGCCUCCUACCUGCUGAACUUCUUAAUCUGGCAGAAUGCUCUGCCGUCAUCUCUAUCUGCCUACCUAAAAACUCAGCAAGUUGCAUGUGAAGAUGGAGAUAAGUCUGCUGCUAUGGUGGAAAGGAACACAUUAAUGGUUAUUGAAUGCUUGUUAGAAAAUCUUGAAGAAGAAAUAUCUCAGGCUGAAAAUUCUCUGCUUCAGGCAGCAGCAUCAUUUCCAAUGUAUGGGCGAGUCCACUGUAUAACAGGAGCUUUGCAGAAGUUAUCUCUAAACAGCCUGCAGUUUGCAAAUGAAUGGCGACCUAUGGUGGAGAAGCUCCUUCUGACGUCCUAUAGGCUUUCUGCUGUGGUGUCUCCAGUCAUUCAGAGCUCCUCCCCAGAAGGCCUCAUCCCAAUGGACACUGACUCAGAGUCAGCAAGCCGCUUACAGACAAUUUUGAAUGAGAUUCAACCACGAGAUACUAAUGAUUACUUCAAUCAAGCCAAAAUACUGAAAGAACGUGAUAGUUUUGAUUUGAAAGACUUGAAUGCAAGUGUACGGAGUAUUGAUACUUCUGCAGAAAGCAAAGGUAGUAAAGAAGGAAAAACAUGUGAUGUGACUGCUCAGAUGGUGCUGGUAUGUUGUUGGAGAAGUAUGAAGGAAGUUGCUUUACUUUUAGGCACACUGUGCCAGCUUCUACCCAUGCAGUCUGCGCCAGAAUCUCCUGAUGGAUUACUGACAGUGGAGCAGGUAAAAGAAAUAGGAGAUUACUUUAAACACCACCUCUUACAGUCCAGGCACAGAGGAGCAUUUGAACUGGCUUAUACUGGCUUUGUAAAACUCACUGAAGUUCUAAACAGAUGUCCUGAUGUUGGUCUUCAAAAGCUACCGGAACAGUGGUUGCAGAAUGUUUUAGAGGAAGUUAAAUGCAGUGAUCCUUCAUCUAAACUCUGUGCUACGCGGCGCAGUGCUGGAAUUCCUUUCUACAUACAGGCACUGUUGGCAUCUGAACCUAAGAAAGGCAAAAUGGAUUUGUUGAAAAUAACAAUGAAAGAACUAAUCUCUUUGGCUGGACCUACAGAUGACUCCCAAAGCACAGUUCCCCAGGUUCAUGCUUUAAAUAUCCUUAGAGCCUUGUUCAGAGAUACACGUCUGGGAGAAAAUAUUAUUCCUUAUGUUGCUGAUGGAGCUAAGGCUGCAAUUCUGGGCUUUACAUCACCCGUCUGGGCAGUGAGAAAUUCAUCCACACUUCUCUUCAGUACCUUGAUCACAAGAAUAUUUGGAGUUAAAAGGGGGAAGGAUGAACUUUCCAAAAAAAAUAGAAUGACAGGGAGCGAAUUUUUUUCUCGUUUCCCAGAACUCUAUCCCUUUCUCCUCAAACAGUUGGAAGCUGUAGCCAAUACUGUGGACAGUGAUACAGGAGAACUAAACCGUCAUCCAAGCAUGUUCCUCUUACUUUUGGUGUUGGGGAGGCUCUACCCUUCCCCGAUGGACGGCACUUACUCUGCCCUCAGCAUGGCCCCCUUCGUUCCCUUCAUUAUGAGAUGUGGUCGCUCACCUGUCUACCGAUCCCGGGAAAUGGCAGCUCGAGCCUUGGUCCCUUUUCUUUUGAUAGAUGAAAUCCCUAAUACUGUCCGAACUCUGUUGGCUGAACUUCCCAACUGCACUGACCAGCGUUUCCGGCAAAACCAUAUUCACGGGACUCUUCUGCAGGUUUUUCAUUUAUUACAAGCCUUCUCAGACUCCAAAUACAGAAUGAAUACAUACUUGCAGCAGGAGCUGGCUGACAUUGCUGUUUGUACCAAAGCCAAACUCUGGCUGGCCAAGAGGCAAAAUCCAUGUUUGGUGACCAGAGCUGUGUAUAUUGAUGUUCUCUUCCUGUUGACUCGCUGCCUUGACAAAGCUGCAAAAGGCAGCCAGCCAGUUCUGGAGCAUCUUGGCCUCUGGGAGGAAGUCAGAGGGAUCAUCUCAGGAUCAGAGCUGAUAACGGGAUUCCCCUAUACCUUCACGGUGCCUGGCCUGCCCCAGUACCUCCAGAGCCUCACCAAACUAGCCAUCACCACAGUGUUGGCAGUGGCAGCCAAGGAUGGAGGGCAGAGAAGGGAUGUUCCCAUCUCCCUCUCUCAGCUGUUAGAGUCCUCCUUCCCAGAAGUGCGCCUCCUGACACUGGAAUCCCUGUUGGAAAGGUUCUCAGCAGCAGCCCCUGGAUUAGGAGAGAAGGGACUGCCACCCUUGCUGCAGAAUAUGGGAGGGACAUUCUUGAUGUUGGCUAUGAAGGAAAAUCACCCAGAAUGCUUCUGCAAGAUACUGAAAAUUCUCCAUUGCAUGGACUCCAGUGAGUGGCUUCCACAGACAGAGCAAUAUAUCCAGCUAACCCCAAAGGAAUUCUUGAUCUGGACAAUGGAUAUUGCUUCAAAUGAAAGGUCUGAAAUUCAAAGUAUAGCUCUGAGACUUGCUUCCAAAAUGAUUGCCCACCACAUGCAAAUGUGUGAGGAGACCAGGGACUCUGUGGCCCCCAAACUGCAGCAGUGGGUUCAGCUGGUCAUCGCAUCCUGCGGAGAUAACCGUCCCCCAGAGUCUAGGCUGGCCGCUGCUGAAGUCCUCACCAGCACUGCGCCAUGUUUCCUCACCAACGUCCACCCCAUUCUUGGACUGCAGGAUACACUUGCUCUCUGGAGAUGUGUCCUCACUCUCCUUCAGAGUGAGGAGCAAGCUGUUAGAGAUGCAGCCACAGAAACUGUGAUGACCACCAUGUCACAAGAAAACACUUGCCAGUCAACAGAAUUUGCCUUCUGCCAGGUAGAUGCCUCGAUCGCGCUAACUCUGGCCCUGGCUGUGCUCUGUGACCUGCUCAAGCAGUGGGACCAGCUUGAACCUGGACUCCCAGUCCUGCUGGGAUGGCUGUUGGGAGAGGAUGAUGACCUCACAGCCCAUGCGGAGAGCACACAUCAGGUGGAAGAAGACUACCUGUUUGAAAAAGCAGAAGUCAACUUUUGGGCUGAGACCCUAAUCUUCGUGAAAUACCUCAACAAGCACAUUCUCAGUCUCCUCUCCAAGUCCAGCUGGCAUCCCCUCAGCCCUGAGAGGCUCCGUCAUUUUCAAAGGACAGCGUCAGAGCAGUACCAUCUCCUUUCUCAGCUCUUCAGAGAGCUGCCCCCACCUGCUGAGUUUUUGAAGACAGUGGAUUUCAUGAGACUGCGCAUUCAAGAGGAAAGGACUUUGGCUUGCCUGAGGCUGCUGGCCUUUCUGGAAGGAAAGGAAGGGGCAGACAUCCUAGUUCUCAGUGCUUCCGACUCUCCUACAGAAGUCAAUCAGUUAACUCUUCAGAGAACAGAAGCGGCAUUUUGAAGAAAGACAACUUUUGGGGAUAGAGUAGGGGUGGGUUAUUCCCCAACUAAAUCUACGGGAAACGUUGGACAUAAGUUGAAAUAUUUUCUCCCGUUCAUGAGUUUGGUUUUCUGUGAGUCUAGUCUUCUGUCCCUUCUUACAGAGGAAUUUUUCUUCAGCUCACUCAUGCAAAGCAGCCCGGUUUAUUGCAGCUACUGUAGGAAGUGAGGCUACCACACUGAAUAUUCACUCUGUUUCCAGGUGCAGGCCACCUGUGGGUCUGAAUGAGCCAUUUUCUUCCCACAGGAUCUCUAAUACCCAGGCAUAGCUGGCCUGCACUUUCUGUGAAUCGACUAUACAGAAUAGUGUUUGAACACGUGAUUUUCCCCCACUUUUUUUGGCUGGAUGUAGGAGCUGGAGUAGUUGGCAAGCAGCCCAUUUGGUCAGAAUUCCAAAUUUAAUUCCAUUUUAGCUAAGGCAGAAAUGUUCCAAAUGUUGGAUCCUGGGAGAAUUAAGGAUCAACUUCACACAAAUAGUUUUGUUUUUACUAUCUUCUUGUUAAGUCCUGAAGUGUCCUACACAUGCCAUUCUAAUUAUUAAGAAGCCAUUGAAGGGUCCUAUCUCUUAAAAAAGUAUUUGUGCUAAUGCUAGGAAAUCUGAUUUUUGUUACCCAGUGAAGCAUCAACUCUUGGCUGUUAGAAGGAAACUGGGGCAACAAGAGCCAGAAUAAAUGAUUUAUUUGAUA